This is a messenger RNA of Pochonia chlamydosporia 170, 2184 nucleotides long. RefSeq names its product lanosterol synthase. Gene Ontology annotation, biological process: triterpenoid biosynthetic process; ergosterol biosynthetic process. Bases 1 to 2184 code for a protein of 727 amino acids. Gene Ontology annotation, molecular function: lanosterol synthase activity. NCBI's taxonomy places the organism in Eukaryota, Fungi, Ascomycota, Sordariomycetes, Hypocreales, Clavicipitaceae. The transcript is spliced from 7 exons. Gene Ontology annotation, cellular component: lipid droplet. The record is from RefSeq and is a predicted model, not a curated record.
AUGAGUAAUAUACCCUCAAAGACCGAUCUUUCACGAUGGCGCCUUUCGAGUGGUGGUGGCAAUCACCGGUGGAAUUACAUUGACUCCAACGGCGCCUGCACCAGGGACCAACGUGACUAUGAGAGAUACUGUCUAGGUGUUCCUCUAUUGGACGUUGACGUUGACCAUGGUGAGAAUGAGCCUCAGCCAAAUCAACGCUCAUUCCAAGACAGCGCUCGAACUGGUUUACGAUUCUUUACCAGAUUACAGCUACCCGAGGGACAUUGGGCUUGUGACUAUGGCGGUCCCAGUUUCCUACUACCCGGCCUCAUCUUUGCAAUGUACAUUGCCGACCAGCCAGUUCCAGACGGAUGGAAGACUGAAAUGGUGCGCUACCUUGCAAACCAUGUAAACGAAGAUGGUGGCUGGGGCUUGCAUUUGGAAGGCAAAUCUACUGUUUUUGCAACCGGUCUUUACUAUGUCAUGCUUCGACUCCUUGGUAUACCCAGGAAUGACCUCCUCGCCCGGAGAGCCAGGGACUGUCUGCUCUCUCUUGGCGGCGCAACGGGAGUGCCUCAAUGGGGGAAGAUAUGGCUCGCGUGUCUAAAUCUGUAUAGUUGGGAUGGCGUAAACUGCAUCCCAGCCGAUCUAUGGCUGCUCCCAACCUGGGUACCGUUUCAUCCCUCUCGGUGGUGGGUUCAGUGUCGCGUAGUCUAUCUUCCAACGUCGUACUUGUGGUCAAACCGAUGUACCAAGCCACUCACGCCGUUGCUUGCGGAGAUUCGUAACGAAAUCUACACGAAACCGUUUGACAAGAUCAAGUUCGCUGAUCAUCGGAACGACACUGCCCCAACAGAUAGCAUUCGCUCAGUAUCGCCACUGCUCUUAUUUCUCUUUUUCAUAGUGGGUAUAUGGUGCCGGUACCUGCAACCGCGCUGGUAUCAUACACUGUCCAACCGCCGUGUAUCCGAGCUGAUGCGCAUGGAAGAACACAACACCGAAUACGAGUGUUUGGCCCCGGUAAACAAAGCAUUCCACAUGGCAGUAGCAUGGUUCGAAGACGGCCCUGACUCCAACCGCCUGCGUCGGCAUAUCGAAAAAGUAUCCUUGUACUUGUGGAUGGGUCCGCAAGGAAUGACGAGCAACGGAACCGACGGCGUCCAAGUGUGGGAUACUGCUUUUGCCAUACAAGCUGCUUUGCCAGUGGCAGAAUUUGCAGAGUCCUCAAAGUUUGUUGAAGCUUUACACAAAGCUCAUUGCUUUCUUGAUAAUUCUCAACUCCGCGAGGACCUAGAUGAUCCAUUUCGUCAACCUGGGAAAGGGGGUUGGCCUUUCAGCACCAAGUCCAACGGGUUCAUUGUCUCGGACUGCUCAGCAGAGAGCCUGAAAGCUGUUUUGAUGCUUCAAAACGAACACUCUUACCCGUCGCGCAUCGAGGACCAACGCCUGAAGGAUUGUGUUGACACUCUGCUGAAAAUGGGAAACAAUGACGGAGGUUUUGCCAGCUACGAAAAGAUAAGAGGUAGCAAAUACCUUGAACUACUGAAUCCAGCAGAGGUGUUCGACAACAUCAUGGUGGAAUACUCAUACACCGAGUGCACAAGCGCUGUUGUGACUGCCCUUCACUUGUUCCAUCGACACUUCCCCGACUACAGGGCCAAAGAAAUCCAUCAAAUAUCACGGCGGGCGUAUAAAUUCAUCCGCAGACAGCAGAGACCGGACGGCAGCUGGUACGGCUCCUGGGCUAUUUGCUUCAAUUACGGUACUCUGUUUGCUUUGCAGGCCCUCGAGACGGCGGGAGAACAAUGGGAUGCUAGUCCUCGGGUCAAAAAAGCUUGUGGAUUUAUUCUGAGCCAGCAAAUGGACGAUGGUGGGUGGGGAGAAGAUAGCUCAUCGUGUACCGAGAGGCAAUACGUUCAGAACGAGACGAGUCAAGUCGUCAGCACAUCGUGGGCAGUCCUGGCUCUGAUGCAUGCAGGAUAUCCCGAUCCGACGCCGAUCCAACGAGGACUGCAGUUGAUUCAGAGUCGUCAGCAAGCAAAUGGCGAGUGGCUUCAGGAGGCAAUCGAAGGAGUUUUUAAUCGGACAUGUAUGAUUGGGUACCCUAACUAUAAGUUUUAUUUUCCUAUUAUGGCUCUGGGAGCAUACGAUAGUAUGUAUCUGCCCAAGAUGAAGGCCGGACUGCCAAAGCCGAAUGCUCUGUGA